Molecule: messenger RNA, 1057 nt
Organism: Moneuplotes crassus
Lineage: Eukaryota; Ciliophora; Spirotrichea; Euplotida; Euplotidae
Source: the annotation of a GenBank genome assembly
AAAUGACACUAUCAUCAAUCUAUAAAAAUCUCGUAUGUUUUUGAAAGCCCAGGAGAUGCCUGUUUCGCUCUCUCAGACUCCUCAACUAUAUAGGACCCUUGUUAGCAAUGGCCGUAUACAUUCUCGUUCUCUUCAACAUAUUUAUCUACAUAAUGAUCCUGCUUCCACUGAUGUAUGUCUACUAUGGUUCAGUUGUAUGCUUCUUAAUAACUCUAUUUGGGCUAUUCCUUGUCUUCAAUAUCUGGUUUAACCACUCUAUGGGCAUGAUGAUCAGGCCAGGCUGACUGAAAGACUUCUACAUUCCUGAGGAAAGCCCAGAAGAACAACAAAGAAAGAGACUUGAUGUUCAGAAACACAAAAGAGAGUUUGACUGAGGCAAAGAUAUGAAGCAGCUCCUAGAGUACUCCCAUUGAGGGCUGAAGAGUGUUGUGAAGAAGAAUGGGAAAGUUUGAAAAAGGUGAAAGUGGUAUGAAGAGUUAGAUUUAAGCUCAAAAGAGAGUAAUAGUGAUGAAAAACGACCUUUCAAGCCUGCUAGGUUUCAUCAUUGAUCUAUUUGACAGGACUGUGUUGUGAAUAUGGAUCAUCAUUGCCCAUGGUUGAACAAUUGCAUUGGGCUACAUAAUAAUCGAUAUUUCUUGCUGUUUUUAUUCUAUGUUUGGAUUUCAAGUGUUUAUAUGUGAAUUUUUCUUUAUGAAUGGAGCGGCCACCCCUUUUUCUAUAGAUAUGGUAAUGCUGCAUCUCUGACUCUUGGCCUCAAUAUUGGUCUUUUCUUUGGAAUGGGAUAUUUCAAUAUCUGGCAAUGGAACUUGACCUUACAAGGUUGCCCUCAGAUCGACUCUAUUCAAGCAAAAAGAUCAGAUAAGACUAAAGGGAAUUCGACUGUCAAAAAACCAGGAUUUAAAUCUUGGAGAGAUAACCUCUAUCUCAAUUUUGGCACAAAAAAUCUCUUUACUCAGUUUCUUCCCUCAAUGAGAUCCCUGCCACUAAACGGCCUUGAAUUUAGCAUCCCACAGCCCCCCUUCAAAUCUAAAACUAAGCUCUAUUAAUUCAAUUCCCA